AUGAAUGCAACACCUCCUCUCCAUUUCUCAAUUCCUCCCACCACCAUCUCCCCGGCUUUCAAACGGCUGGGUCACGAGACCAUUAGAGCUACUGCUUUUCUGGUGAUACCUACCGAGUUGCUCUACUUCUCUAUAUACUUUUUGCUCAAAAGACAAUAUGGCAUGUACAAGAAACUAUCGGCGUUAUCGCUGGCGGCAUUUUGGCUGAGUGGUUGGAUGAAUCCCAUUUCUUGUGGUCCCGUGGGUGCACUGAGGAAUUUCGCUGUUGCAAUCGGCACCCUCAAACUCCUAGACAUCUAUGCCCGACAUCUCUCACUCCCCCAACUCAAAACCAACCCUCCAACCUACAAACACGCACUUCUCCUGCUCACCGAAAUGCGCUAUGAAUCCUUCAGCCCCAAGUUCAUCCGCGUGUCCCGAUCGCAGGAAACGUUCAACGAACCCCUGCAAUUCGCAAUCCACAUGGCAAUUUUCGGUGCCCUGCAAGUGCUUCCGCAGGACUGGGCGCUGGUCUUGGCUUUUGAGGUGCAAUUGAGUAUUUAUAUGAUCUGGACUGGUAUACAGUUAUUGGUGAGAUAUAAAAGUAGUCCCGCGCUUUUCGGGAGAUUGUAUUCGGUGGAGAGUUUGGGGGGUUUUUGGUCAAAAACAUGGCACAAUGUAUUUUCAGCCCCCUGCGCCUCACUCGCCUACGAUCCCCUCCGGCAAACCCUCCCAAAACUAGGAGUGCCCAUCCCAGUAGCCCGAUCGGCGGGGAUUCUCGCGGCAUUUUUCCUAAUGGCGCUUUUUCAUGUGUACGCAUUGAAGCCCAUGGUAACCGACAAAGCGCUUUUUCGCAUCGGCAUGUUCUUUGUGCUAAAUGGGUUUGCGACGGUGGGGGAGACGAUGGUGUGGGGGAGGAGGGAUGGCUGGGUUAAGAUGGGGUUGGCGUGGCUGACGGAAAUGAGUUUGGCGGGGUGGACGGCGGCCGCGUUGGGGAUUCCGAGGGGCGUGCAUGGGAUUCGAACGAAUAACUGUGGAAAAAUUGGCACUUCAAGUAUCUUCAGUCUUCUGUCUGCGCAUGCCGAUGCUGAUGCUGAUGCCGAUAUUGAUGUUGAUAUUAAUGCUGAUGUACUGAAUGAAAAGUAA
This is a messenger RNA of Sclerotinia borealis F-4128, 1125 nucleotides long. The record is from the annotation of a GenBank genome assembly. Lineage: Eukaryota; Fungi; Ascomycota; Leotiomycetes; Helotiales; Sclerotiniaceae.